GCAGCGGCUGCGCAUCGGCGAUGCAUUGGUGCUGUUGCGAGACCUUCAGACCCCAUCUAUUCGUACCACAUUCGGCAGCCCUGAAUCGCAGAGGCGACGGUCGCUUGUUGGGGAGCGUUGGGCGCAGAGCGCGACCCUCCGUGGCAAUUGCGCUGGCGACAGGUGGUGGCUGCCCGCUGUCUGCGAAGGCGCCUGACGUUACCGCUCGGAAUGGACUCGGUGGCAAGGUUGCGUUCCGGAUCGAGGCGCGCCGUCGACGCUCCUCGCAGCCAGCAGCAUAGCAUCGGACCGCACGUUGCGCAGCAUUUGGCCGCACCUUCCGUCCGCGGGGUCGGAGGUGAUGGGCUCGGAGCCGGGAGACGGGGGAGGAGGUGGAAGGUUGCACAGUGGCAGAUUUCACCCUGGUGCCGUGUGCUGUUCCCUCCCCCUUGCCUGUUGACGAUACCGUCGAUGGUUCAGCUCUGCAUCUGCAGCCCCGCGCCCCAGGCAUACGCGGUCAUGGACGUCACGAUGGGGUCCCCGCCUGCGCUCCUGAGGCUGCACCGCCUCCUCCUGCUUGAGGCCGCGUGCGCCCUGGUGCUGCUUCCUCUGCAGGCCGUUGUGUGGCUGGCGUCCUUCUCGGGGCGCACGGAGGUACGGAACAUGGGAAUGCUUCUUUUCAUUGUGGCGGUGCCUAUUGCCGUGACGGCGCUUCGCGCUCCUCUGCUCGUGCGCAUCAACAGCAGGUGCUCACAGCUGGUGUUGGCAUCCGAGCUUCAAAAUGCGGCUGUGGCCACUGGCAUGGUGCAGCUGCUGCGGAGUGACAGCAGCAGGCGUGUCUGGAUUACUUCUGCCGCCCUUGCGGGCUGGUAUGCGUUUGGGGUAUCUUGGAAUUACAUCGGCGAGCCCUGCAGGGCAAUCACGGAGCCCAUCCGCUUCUGGAAGAUGAAGCCGGAGUCUGCGCCGUGCGAGUGCUGGGAGACGAUCUGCACCCUCCUCCUGCUGGCGAAUGGCACGCUGGGCGCGCUGAUCCUCGCGGCGCCCGCCGCAGUGGCUGCCUUCCAGAGCCGAUUCAUGCCGUCGCGCUCCAGGGGCAUCCCGGUGCGGGCCCUCGCGUCGUGCCUGCCGGAGCACGUCAUAGGGGCCGAGGGGGCGCCCGGCUUCUCGGGCGAGGGCGAGGGCGGCCCGUGCGCCAUCUGCAUCGAGCCCCUGCGCCCUGGGGACGCGGCGCGGCGGCUGCCCUGCGGGCACUGCUUCCACAGCCCGGGGGUGCGCCGAAGAGGUGGCUCACGAAGUCCGCCACGUGCCCCAUGCGCUGCCAGCUGGACCUGUGGGGGCUGGUGCGCGCAGAGCAUCACGUCCCGCCGUCCCGCGUGCCAGAGGGGGAGACCGUGGGCCUGCUGGACGUCGCCUGAAGCGGGGCUUCGCCCCAAAAGCGUUCCCGCCCUCUGAGGGGUCUUUUCGCUGGCCCCCGUGACCCUGCUGAGAUGCUCCGCAGCCGCCGCGCAGCAAAGGGGCUCUGAGCUGAGGUGCU
Messenger RNA from Prorocentrum cordatum, 1513 nucleotides. Lineage: Eukaryota; Dinophyceae; Prorocentrales; Prorocentraceae. The record is from the annotation of a GenBank genome assembly.